AUGUAUACACAAUUCAAAAUUUUAUUAAUCAUUUGUUUUUUACAAUUAAUUCCAGUGUCACAUACACUCUAUUUUCAUAUAAGUGAAACUGAACGAAAAUGUUUUAUUGAAGAAAUGCCUGAUGAUACAUUAGUUAUUGGCAAAUAUAAAGUUGAAUUAUUUGAUGAAAAAACAAAUGGAUAUCUUCCAUCAACACCUGGAAUUGGUAUGCAUGUUGAAGUAAAAGAUCCCGAUGAUAAAAUUGUUCUAUCAAAAUUAUAUACCAAUGAAGGACGAUUUACAUUUACUUCACAUACACCUGGUGAACAUGUUAUCUGCUUAUAUUCAAAUUCAACUGCUUGGUUUGGUGGACAAAAAUUACGUGUUCAUCUUGAUAUUGAUAUUGGUGAACAUGCAAUAGAUUAUGAACGUGUUGGUGCACAGGAAAAACUUACUGAACUUCAAUUACGUGUUCGACAAUUAUUGGAUCAAGUUGAACAAAUAACCAAAGAACAAAAUUAUCAACGUUAUCGUGAAGAACGUUUUCGUGCUACAAGUGAAUCAACAAAUUCACGUGUUUUAUGGUGGUCACUUGCGCAAUUAAUUGUUCUAGUCAUAGCUGGAUUUUGGCAAAUGCGUCAUUUAAAAGGAUUUUUUGAAGCAAAAAAACUCGUUUAA
Molecule: messenger RNA, 657 nt
Organism: Adineta steineri
Lineage: Eukaryota; Metazoa; Rotifera; Eurotatoria; Adinetida; Adinetidae
Source: the annotation of a GenBank genome assembly